Colletotrichum lupini is the source of this 855-nucleotide messenger RNA. RefSeq lists its product as uncharacterized. The coding region runs from base 1 to 855 and encodes 284 amino acids. The transcript is spliced from 4 exons. NCBI's taxonomy places the organism in Eukaryota, Fungi, Ascomycota, Sordariomycetes, Glomerellales, Glomerellaceae. The record is from RefSeq and is a predicted model, not a curated record.
AUGACAUGGACUUCACCCUGCUUAUAUUCGACUUCAUUCUUCUACUUCUACUUCUACUUCUACAACACAUCCUGCACUCACCCCUCGACGCCCAAGCUUUCCACAGCCUCAACGGGCCUCGAGCGCAGAAAAGUUCUGACGUUGACGAAUGCCGAUCUCACUGACGAUUACGACACAGUGGAGGCAAUUUUUGGGACUGUUGUCGCGCGCGCGGCUACUAGUGACGUUGUCUUUGACUGGUUGUCUCCAAUCAACCCGAGGUUUCGAGCAUUAAGGCACGGCGGAGUCGUCAACGUGGUGUUCGCAACUAGGCCUGCCUGCCCCGUGGCACUCGAAGUACUACCGCCCGGGUUUGAACUUUUCGGUCGAAUGGUCACUAUGGAGAAAUUGAAAAAGAUACGUCCAUCAAAUCGUCAGCUACGGAGUCGAGCUGCCGCUACCGCCAACCCUACUUUCACCGCCGUUGUCAACCUCACUCUUGCCGUUGUCGUUAUCCCUACUCUUGCCCCGGUCGUCAAACCUAGUCGCGACGAAUGCUACACUCACUGUUACCCAUACUCGUGGCGUACGAGGUUGACAAGACCCCAGCACGCUAGGAGAAGGAGGAGGAUGUACUGCUUGCCGAGAGUGUCAACCAUACUUAUGAGGUACUUGAUCCUGAUAUGCCUGUGCCUCAGUAAGACGACUGAGCAACAGCAGUAUGACUCUGAAAAUAUUCUCAUCUACAUUCUACCCGAGCUUAUAACCUGCUUUAUCUCCCUCCCUCAAGGUGUUACCCCUUCUUCACCUCCAACCUCCCCAUGGGUAACCACCUUCUUCCCUCUUUCCAUAUAUUGCCUCAAGACCACUACUUAG